Cylas formicarius (sweet potato weevil) is the source of this 855-nucleotide messenger RNA. Its product is annotated as zinc finger protein 394-like. The transcript is spliced from 7 exons. Gene Ontology annotation, biological process: regulation of DNA-templated transcription. The record is from RefSeq and is a predicted model, not a curated record. Gene Ontology annotation, molecular function: RNA polymerase II cis-regulatory region sequence-specific DNA binding; DNA-binding transcription factor activity, RNA polymerase II-specific. Bases 1 to 855 code for a protein of 284 amino acids. NCBI's taxonomy places the organism in Eukaryota, Metazoa, Arthropoda, Insecta, Coleoptera, Brentidae.
AUGCGGUUCUACUGCAACUGCGGCAGGAGCUACAAGUACCCGGAAGGUCUGCAUCGUCACAGGAAAGAAUGCGGCAAAGAAAAAAAAUAUAAGUGCCCGCACUGCGAGCACAGGAGCCACCGCACCGACAACCUUAAAAAGCACAUGCUCCGUAACAACGAUUUUGACUCUCCUUGCAACCGCAAGCGAUGUAGGAGAACGACCUUGCAAAGAAACAGCGCAAUACCAUACCUCGACUCCUCGCGUCUUCUCGAACACGACUUCUACAACUUCUCGCUGGUGGACCACUUUUACAUGGACGGAGUUUGGUUCGUGUGCAAGACGUGCAACAAAAGGUACAAACACCGGACAUCCGUAUGGCGGCACAUCAAGUGGGAGUGCAACAAGAAACCUCAGUUUGCGUGUUACGUGUGCGGGAAACGAGUCACCCAGAAGACGAGCCUCAAAGCUCACCUGGAGAACAUCCACGUCGCUUCGCGGUACCACGCUUACCACCUUCUAGACGGCCUCGACGGGCCGUAUCCCUGUCAUGUGUGUCAGAAAAAGUACAAAUACAAGACUAGCCUGAACAAGCACCUCAAGUACGAGUGCAACAAGGAUCCCAGCUUUGUGUGUCCGAUUUGCGCGAAGAAGUUCUACCAGAAAAUCCACCUUAAAAAGCACAUGCUAUCCGUACCACAAGUUGGCUGGCAGCAGCAUUGGCGCCACGAGUGCGGCAGAUUGCCGAAGUACACUUGCCACAUCUGCAACCAGGGUUUCACCCACCAGGGUCACCUCAGAUACCACCUGUCCACCACCCACAAUUUGAAUUUUGACAAUUUCGAUUUCUCAGUGCGCACGCGGCCCAAAUACUAG